ACACCUCGUGUCUUAUACGUGUAGCACCUGGAAAGAUGCAGGCCCUCCGCCGCUCCGCCUCCGCGGUCCUGACCGGCGUGCGCCGAAUGGGAACCGAUGCUUCGAUGACCCAAGACAAGCUGUGGGCCCGGCACUUCCCUAAGCCCGCCGAGACCCCGGAGCAGAUUAAGAAGAACAUCAGCAAGGAGAUGGUGGGCUUCAUGCUGCUGGGCCCCGUCGGCGUGGCUUUCAUGCUCUAUGACUUCGUUGUUGGCCUGGAGGAGGAGCACCACGUUACCAUCCCACCGUACCCCUGGAUGCGUAUCCGCCGCUUCCCCGGCAUGCCUUGGGGUGAGGACGGCCUGUUCGAGAAGCACCCCCGCGUUGCUAAGGUCUGGCCCCCGGAGGAGGGCCUGCCCGCCAAGCACUAAAUGGACCCUGAUAUAGCCUGAAGCUUCAGCUCGCAGCAGCUGUAAGCUCAGGCACGUGGCUUAAUUCCGUUUUGCGAGCUGUUGUAGAGUAGGUCAGCAUCGAACGAGGUGGUGGGAUGGUAGUGGGUAGCAGCCUUGUGCUGUGUCACUGGGGUAUGAUACAUGUAUGUGUAUGCGUAACAUUCGCCAGGGCGCGUUUGGCGGAUUGGGCACUGAGAGUGGGAGCUGGUGUGCGUUUUGCACGUAACCCGCUCACGCGUGUAAAGUAUUUACUGGUU
Astrephomene gubernaculifera is the source of this 688-nucleotide messenger RNA. The record is from the annotation of a GenBank genome assembly. Lineage: Eukaryota; Viridiplantae; Chlorophyta; Chlorophyceae; Chlamydomonadales; Astrephomenaceae.